Molecule: messenger RNA, 3077 nt
Organism: Scleropages formosus (Asian bonytongue)
Lineage: Eukaryota; Metazoa; Chordata; Actinopteri; Osteoglossiformes; Osteoglossidae
Gene: scml4
Product: Scm polycomb group protein like 4
Exons: 8
Coding region: 46-1470 (474 amino acids)
Biological process (GO): negative regulation of DNA-templated transcription
Cellular component (GO): nucleus
Molecular function (GO): histone binding; chromatin binding
Source: RefSeq, a predicted model, not a curated record
AUUGCGUACGAGAGCACGCUGCGGCGUGAGGCGAGCGGCGGUAGGAUGUUGGAGGCUUGUUGCCAUGACGACGGAAGAGGGACAGCUCUCGCAGCUCGCUCCGCGGCGACAGAGGAAGCCGUCUCGCUGCAGAGCUCGGGCCAGACAGGCACCGUGCAGACAGCGGCGGUCGAGGAGGGGUUUGCCGGGGCAGCAUCAUCACCAGGAUUUUUAUUGCUUUUUCUCCACUGGGCCUCUGAUUUCUUAAAUGGUCCGAUGAGCAUCCCCGCAGCGUCCAUGCAGAAGGGCGAGGGAGGAGACAUGCAAUCCCCAGUGAUGGCUCCCUCCUUCCUUCCUGGCCAGAGGGGUAAGAUACCCGGCAGGAAGAGGGGCCGGCCCCCCCUACGCAGCGUGCCGAAAAUGGACUUCCCCAACCGCUAUUCCGAGUCGCUGUCGCCCCUCAAAGUGCCCAAGAAGAGGGGGCGGAAGCCAGGAUUUAAGCUCAAGUCCCGUCUUGCCAUGACCCCCCUGGCCAUCUCCCCUCCGAGCAGCACACCGGAGCCAGACAUGAGCUCCAUUCCCCAGGAUGCUGCCACCGUCCCGCACUCAGCCACGCCCCAGGUGCUUACAGUUUGCAUUUAUAUAAACAAGCAAGCCAACACGGGUCCUAAUCUUGACAGGAAAAAAUUGCAGCAGCUCCCCGACCACUUUGGGCCGGACCGCCCCUCCGUGGUUCUGCAGCAGGCCGUGCAGGGCUGCAUUGACAGCGCUUUCCAGCAGAAAGCCGUCUUCUCGCUGCUCACGCAGGGGUACGGCGGCGAGAAAAUCUCAGCCACGUUUGACGGGAAGCAGCACCUGUUGAGUCUCCCCGUGGUGAACAGCGUCGGCUAUGUGCUGCGCUUCCUCAAGAAGCUCUGUCGCAGUCUGCAUUGCGAGAACCUCUUCAGCGAUCAGCAGUUCACGCACCACCCCUCGGCGAGCUACCACGCCGACAAGUACUAUGAGGGGAAUGCGCUCUCCACUGAGACGUCCAUGCCUGAAGACUACCUGGCUGACCCCAUUGACUCCAAGAGGUACUCCGUGGACCCCAGUGACUCUGCCUUCAACGCCAUGGGCUCAUCGUACCCGGGCAAGGCCUACGGCUACCGCUCCUGCCAGUCCUUCCCCAGCGGCAGACAGGCCUCUAGUCCAAACACCUUCCAGGAAGGAAACAGAAGUGCCUACAGUCCCUCUCCUGAGUCCCAGGAAGCCAAGCCGCCUCCCAGUAAGGACCCGUCCACUUGGACGGUGGAGGACGUAGUGUGGUUCGUGAAGGAUGCAGAUCCCCAGGCCCUGGGCCCACACGUCGACGUCUUCAGAAAACACGAAAUUGACGGGUACGCGCUGCUGCUCUUGAAGAGUGACGUGAUCAUGAAAUACCUGGGGUUGAAGCUGGGGCCCGCGCUGAAGCUGUGUUACCACAUCGACAAGUUAAAACAGGCCAAGUUCUGAAACGAGCCGCCACGAUGACGACUGAAACAAGCCAAGUUCUGAAGCUGAGCUACCGCAUCGUCAAGUUGAAAAAAAAGCCAAGUUCUGAAGCUGAGCAGCCAUACUGAGAAGUUAACAGGCCAAGUUUGGAAGCUGUGCCUCACUGACAAGUUAAAACAGGUCGACCUCUGAAUCUGAGCUACCACAUCGUCAAGUUGAAACAAGCCAAGUUCUGAAGCUGAGCUACUACAUAGACAAGUAAAGAUAGGCCAAAUUUUGAAGCUGAGCAGCCACACUGAGGAGCUAAUAAGGCAAGUUUGCAAGCUGUGGUUUACCGACAAGUUAAAAGACGUCUGAAAUUCCGAAGCUGAGCUACCACACAGACGAGUUAAGACAGGCCAAGUUUGGAAGCAGUGUUACUACAGCUACAAGAUCAAACGGAUUAAUUUGGUUUUCAAGUCGAAAAAGGCCCGGAAGAUGAGUUACUCUUUGGAUAAGUUCAAACAGGCCACGUUCUGAAGCCGAGUUACCGCGGCAAGAAGUAAAAACAGAGCAGGUUGCGAAGCCGAUAUACCACUUGGACAAGUUCAACCAGGCAAAGUUCUGAAGCUGAGUUACCACAGCAAGAAGUAAAAAGAGACCAAGUCGUGAAGCCGAGUUACCGCUCGGACAGGUUCAACCAGGCAAAACUCUGAAGCUGAACAUUCUGGAGUGUCGCGGAGGCAGGACACUCACUAAUCUCAGUAGCAUUAACCAAUGAAGCGACAGAUGCACAUCUGCAGUAUUCACGCGUGUCAAAGGAAAGGCUCAUUUAAAUCCGCGUUUACCGUCUACGUGACACCGUGCUGUUCGUCGUCGGCGCUUGAGCGACGCGAUGGGUUCACAGCGACGGCGAAUAGGUGCUCCCAGGGUUUUACCACUGUUUACCAUACUACUGCCACCUUCUGCUUUACUUUAUCUACUGUACAUACACUGACCUGUAAGAAAUGUAUAGAGGCAGGAAGCCUCAUGCAGGGCGAAGCAGUGCAGUCAUCCAUCACCUGUCAGCAGUAUCGUGGAAGCAGAGGACAGGACAACAGGGUUUCUAAUUGCACGGGGGCUGAUGCGAUCUGCUGCCACCUACAGGCUCAGUGAGGCACAGCAACCUGCUGUGUCACCAGCAGAGCUCAGUAUCACAGCGCAGCUACAUCUGUAACAAAGCGGACCAGUAAAGCAGUAAAUCUUGACAUUUGUUUCGCAAAAAAGGUAGCAAUCGGCGCGCGCCGAAAAUCUCAGCCCAGCGACGUAGCGGAAGCGCACUUCCAUUAACACACGAAGAGAAGAAAUUAAUUUAAUUUGCAGUUUGGCACGAAAUCAUAAAACGAAAAGUCAUAAUUAUUAUGAAAUGAGGUGUGGUUUAGUUUAGGGGCGGAUAUGGCUGUUUUUAAAUUUUAAAAAGAAAAAAAGAAAAAAAAAAAAAGAUUCAGUACAUUUUCCGCCAAAUCGCAGUCACCGACCCUUACAGAAAACAAUCACUCAAGUGAACAUGUUGAUUUGUAGGAUAUGAGUAGUUUUUAGACUUUUUAAACAUUUACUGGUACUUGUUUUUUUAUUACUGUUAUUACUUUGAACUUUGGAAACGGUUUUCA